Molecule: messenger RNA, 1743 nt
Organism: Morone saxatilis (striped sea-bass)
Lineage: Eukaryota; Metazoa; Chordata; Actinopteri; Moronidae
Product: cilia- and flagella-associated protein 100-like
Exons: 13
Coding region: 1-1584 (527 amino acids)
Source: RefSeq, a predicted model, not a curated record
AUGAACUUUGAAGAUAAUUCCAUUCAGGAUGAAGCCCAGGUGCCUGACCUGAAAGCUGAGCAGAGAAGUGAGCUGUGUAAACUCUUGGCUACGCCCGAGGAGGAGACUGAAGAUCUAGCAGGAGAGGUGGUGGAGGAAGAGGAGGAGGAGAAACAGGAGAAGACGAAGAGUCCUCAACAAAUUAAGAAUAACACAGCUCUGCUUAAACAAACACGAGACAGCCCUGACCAGAAGAUGUCUGGGAGCAAAAAAGAUACUUUUAAGAAUAUCAGAGGCCUGGAUGAGAAUGAACAGCAGAGAAUACGACUGGAGGCAUCUCUGCUGAUGAGCAGGUCAGAGAUUAAGAAGUUGAACAAGGCUAUUGCAGCAGAGCAGCUACAUAUUCAAAGCCUUGAACAAAUCCUUGAGGAAAACAAUGACAAAUUUCAAAAGGUUUUCAAGAGGACUGAGAAGAAAUGUUCGGAUGCCAGAACGCUGUUAGAAAAUGAGAUAAAGUCCAAAGCAGAGACGAUUGCUGAGGUAGAGAAGUUAACUGACGAAAUGGGGACUGUGAAAAGUGACCUCUCUCAGACUGAGGACAUCCUGAAUAGAUAUAAGAGAUACAAGAACAUCUUGUUCAAGCUGUCGCCUCCGGAGUGGCAGGAGGCCCAGGAGGCUGAGGCUUUUAAAGCUACAGUCCCAUCUAACAGAGACCCUCAGGAUGAGCAGGACGAGGAGCCUCAGGAGUCAGCAGAUAGGCAGGGUUCGGAGACAGGUGUGGAGUCCAGUCCAGGUCGAGUGCUGCCUUCGACUGGAGAGUCUACGCUGUCCUCAGUCCACAGUGACACACUGGUCAAAAAUUAUAAAGAGGAAACCGACAGCUCUGAAUAUGAGGACAAACUGGAGCUCUACUUCUCCGAUCCCCAGCAGCUACUGGUUCUGAUGACGGAGCUGACGGAUCAGAACCUUUCCCUGAUUCAAAACUCCACCAGGAUGGAUGAGACCCUGGAAGAGCUGCAGCAGACCUUUGAGACCGCCUCAAAGGAAAUGAAAGAGGAUGAAGAGAAGCUCACAUUGCAGGUAACUGACAUGCAGGAGAAGAUCGACAGAGAGUCGGAGAGAGCUGCCGAUCUCCAAAAGAAGGUUCAGCUCCAUGACUCAUUAAAAACCGAGGACCAGGAUGUUUUGCUGGAUGCUCUGGGCAAGAAGGUGACAGAGGUGCAUCGCUGCUGCUUGGAUAGCCGGUUGUCCCACCUCAGCACGUUGGAGAAGCUGUCCAGUGUCGAGUACCGCAUGUCUUUGCUGCUACAGCUCAUUGAGAACAUCCCUGAAGAAAGCUUGGAGGCACUGAGAGAGAUCAAGGACAGUGAGAGGAUGAGCAGGCUGCGCGAAGAACAGCUGAGACUGGAGAGGGAGAAACAGAGAGAACGGAUGAAGAAGUGCAUGCAAAGAUCCCAGGGUGAAUCCAAGAAAAAAAGGGGAAGAAAGCUCAUGCCCAGAUGCUUCCCUGUAGAGCAGAAGACCAAAGUCAGUGAUGAGGAGGACAGCAUUCCUGCUGAAGAUGAACUCCAGGCCUACCUCUUCACCAAUGAGGACGCAGAGUAAAAAAAAGGAAUUAGCACAUACUGUAUAAUGUUUGAAAAGAAAAAAGUAGAUUAUAAAGCAUAAUACUGCAAUUUACUCUCUCUAAGGGUGUGUGAAACUUCAUCUGCUUUCCAGAAAGACAUUUCAUUGUUUUGAUUAGCUUCAAAAUUGAAAGAGCUA